UCUUGGAAGAGUGAACAAAGGGAGAACACCAGCACUGAGACAUCCAGAUGGAGAUGUCAAACGACCCAGUGAGAGAUUUCAAAUGAGGUGAGAAAACGAUUAGCUACUGAACCAUUAAUGACUCUUUCAAGCUGGUGCUGGCAGAGCCAACAUGAGGAUGACUGAGCACAGCAGCGGUCACAAUAGGCUUGUCAGCCCCCAAGGAAAUAAGCUCAAUUGCCAAAAUGCUUACAAAGAAAGCACUGGAGCAGGGAUGAAAAGAAUGCAGAAACGAUUUCUCCACAAGGAUGGGAGCUGCAACGUGUAUUUCAAACACAUCUUUGGGGAAUGGGAGAGCUACAUGGUCGACAUUUUCACCACGUUAGUGGACAUAAAGUGGCGCCAUAUGUUCGUGAUCUUCUCUUUGUCCUACAUCCUUUCAUGGCUGUUUUUUGGCUUGGUCUUUUGGCUGAUAGCCCUCCAUCACGGAGAUUUAUUGCGUAAUGCAGACAUCAACCCUUGCGUUGCUAAUGUCCACAGCUUCACAGGAGCAUUUUUAUUCUCUCUCGAAACCCAAACUACCAUAGGUUAUGGCUUCCACUGUGUCACUGAAGAGUGCUCUGUAGCCAUCCUCAUGGUGAUCCUACAGUCAGUAUUAAGCUGUAUUAUUGACACUUUCAUAAUUGGAGCUGCUUUGGCUAAAAUGGCGACAGCUCGAAAAAGAGCUCAGACCAUCCGUUUCAGCUACUACGCUGUUGUAGGCUUAAGAGAUGACAAGCUUUGCCUCAUGUGGCGGAUAGGUGAUUUCCGGCCAAACCACAUGGUCGAAGGCACAGUGAGAGCCCAGCUUCUGCGCUACAAGGAAGAUAACGACGGGCGAAUGUCGAUGGAAUACAAGGACUUGAAGUUAUUAAAUGACCAGAUUAUACUCAUUACACCAGUGACCAUUGUGCAUGAGGUCGACCGUGAGAGUCCUUUGUAUGGUUUGGAUCGGAAGGCUUUGGCCAGGGACAGCUUCGAAAUCCUGGUUACGUUCGUCUACACUGGAGAUUCCACUGGGACGUCACACCAGUCGAGGAGCUCCUACAUCCCUCGAGAAAUUCUCUGGGGCCAUAGGUUCAAUGAUGUCUUACAGGUGAAGAACAAAUACUACCGAGUAGACUGCAUACAGUUUGAAGAAACCACGGAGGUUUAUGCUCCGUAUUGCAGCGCAAAGCAACUGGACAGGAAGGAACAAGAAUGGAACAGAAUUGAGAAAACGCUGGAGAAGGAAACAGGUUCAUCAACCCUGGGAGUCAAGGAGAAAUCAUUUAGUGCUGUUGCCCUGAUUAGCCAUUUUGAAGAACUAGACGACCCCAGGAAAGCUGUCAAGCAAGCUUCGACUGAAAUACCUUAUCAGAAGACUUCAGUGACUUUAAGUAGACGCUCAUUGGAGUCUCAGAUCUAGCUGUUCACUGCAAUUAAAGUUACUGCCAUCAAAUUUUCCUGAAAGCAUCCCUAAGACAUCAAGCUCAUUCACAAGUAUUACCACAGAAUUAAUUCUAACAGUAUGCGACUGCAGUGUAGACAAACAUUGAACAUAGUCAUCCAGUAUGACGUCCGCCCUGCAGUCCAAAUAGUCAGUGCUGCCUGUUUGAUUUAGAAGCUGACUUCCCAAUUAAUUGGGAAUUGGCUACCCAUAUUUUAUGUGAGGCCUAGAAAGUUCCAUGCAAUUCUUUCCAAUAAAUAAUGAGAAUACCCCUUCAAUUUGAAUUGUGCAUUUGAAUUUUUAAAAUUCUUUUUAAACAGAUUUUUAAUUGGUAUAGUAAGUUUGGAGUGCUGUUGUAGCCAGAAUAGUCGAGGAAAUGUCAAGAGGCAAGGCUUUUUUUUGUGCUAUCUUUCACUGAGCCAGCUGUAUAUUUAGGAGAGCUGUUGGACAAGCUUUUGGGCACGUGCCCAAAAGGUGUGCAGCAGGUCUCUCAGCUGCAACAGGUGGUCCAAUAAAAGAUCUCACAAAAAAGAUCAUUUUUCAGUUGAUAUAUAGAGUGAUAGAAAGUUUAGAAAGUUCUAAUUUUUGGUGGCCAAAAUAUUUUGCAGUAAUCAAUUCAUUUAUAGUAAAAUCAAUCAGGACUCACAGUUUUGAUGAUCUCUUUUAUUAGACCAACAAGAUUUUUGC
Messenger RNA from Gavialis gangeticus (Gharial), 2134 nucleotides. It is a transcript of the gene KCNJ16, whose product is annotated as potassium voltage-gated channel subfamily J member 16. The record is from RefSeq and is a predicted model, not a curated record. Gene Ontology annotation, cellular component: plasma membrane. NCBI's taxonomy places the organism in Eukaryota, Metazoa, Chordata, Crocodylia, Gavialidae. Gene Ontology annotation, molecular function: inward rectifier potassium channel activity. The transcript has 3 exons. Gene Ontology annotation, biological process: regulation of monoatomic ion transmembrane transport; potassium ion import across plasma membrane. The coding region runs from base 152 to 1426 and encodes 424 amino acids.